AUGGCAGAUGGAGCCACUGAUGAGAGCAUUUUGUACUUCAGCAAAUCAGAGAGUAAAGCCAUGAAGCCCCAGGACCCCAGGACCCCAGGAAGAUGCCAGCACGAUGAGUCCAGCAAGCAGAAAUAUAGCUUCCUUUCAUUGAAGAUUGUGUCUGAGGUCACUGUCCAGCCGAAGGGUUUGGACCUCUACUGUAAAAAUGGGAAGGAAAACGACAUGGAAGUGUUACUAGCAGAGUGUCCAUUAUCCUGUAUCUGUGCAAGAGACUCCGGGACAGUAACCUGCCGUGACAACGAGGACACCGAGUUACCGGGAGACAUACCGGAGUGGGCGACCACGUUAAUACUCAGGGGGAACAACAUCUCAACCUUACCGGGUGGAGGGUUCUCCUCGAAUAACGGGACAAAACUCGAGCUAACGACCCUCUCACUGUCACAUAAUGGAAUCAUGGUGAUCGAGGCUGACGCUUUCACAGGACUCCCACGGUUGAGUUUGCUGGAUUUGAGUCACAAUCGUUUGAUGUACAUCUCAGACCGGGCGUUUCACAGUCUGCAGGAGCUCCGCUCUCUUUACCUGAAUGACUCCCUCCUCGCACCGGCUGUGGCGCAGCUCUCCAAUGCAUUGCAUGGAGACAUUUUAUGCAACCUCCACCGGCUGGAGCUAUCUGGCAACCGGUUGAAAACCAUACCCAUUUCAAGGUUGGAUACAUUCAACCUUCACACUUUAGUUUUAACCAAUAACUCAAUUGAGAACAUUGGUAAAGAGGACGUCUCCAGUUUGUACCGCCAAAAGCAAGUGCGCGUCUAUUUAUCACUGAACCCGUUCAGGUGUAACUGUGAGCUGGAAUCGUUCUACUUCUGGUUAAAGAACUCUUCUCAGUGCGUGGACACCGCGCGCCUCCUGUGCGCCGAGCCCGAUGCCAAGAAGGGGAUUCCAAUAGAGUGGUUACGCGGUGAGGACGUGGAUUGUCUCAAUGAGAACCUAGAGGCGGUGUCCUACGUGUUCCUAGGCAUAGUCCUGGCGCUGAUCGGCAUAGUAUUCCUCAUGGUGCUCUAUCUAAACCGGAGAGGAAUCAAACGGUGGCUCAACAAUAUCCGCGAUGCGUGCCGCGACCAGAUGGAAGUGUAUCAUUACCGGUACGAGCAGGACUCCGAUCCCCGGUUGGCUAACGUCGCCGUUUAA
Oncorhynchus gorbuscha (pink salmon) is the source of this 1179-nucleotide messenger RNA. RefSeq names its product trophoblast glycoprotein-like. Gene Ontology annotation, biological process: negative regulation of canonical Wnt signaling pathway. Lineage: Eukaryota; Metazoa; Chordata; Actinopteri; Salmoniformes; Salmonidae. The coding region runs from base 1 to 1179 and encodes 392 amino acids. The record is from RefSeq and is a predicted model, not a curated record. The transcript has 4 exons. Gene Ontology annotation, cellular component: plasma membrane. Gene Ontology annotation, molecular function: protein binding.